Molecule: messenger RNA, 2885 nt
Organism: Mya arenaria
Lineage: Eukaryota; Metazoa; Mollusca; Bivalvia; Myida; Myidae
Product: ankyrin repeat and MYND domain-containing protein 2-like
Exons: 12
Coding region: 147-1499 (450 amino acids)
Molecular function (GO): protein binding
Source: RefSeq, a predicted model, not a curated record
UGCAAAUGUUUCUGUUACAAAUAGUCCUAUUUACUAUUUGUGACAAACAAAGUCUUCCCUCAUUUAUUCAGGGUUUAAUUUCCAUUUAGACAUAAGGUAACUCUUCUUUUCAAUAGAAUACAUUGAAAACGUAUCGUCUUUCAAAUAUGGGUGUCGAAAAGAAGAAAUCUACAUUCCCAGAACUUAGUGAAAAUGAAAAGAAACUUCUGGAAGCAAUCACAAAAGGGAACUUGCCAGAAGUGCAGACUCUGCUUCAGGAGAAAGAUGUGAAAGUUAAUUGUCUGGAUGAUACGGGUAUGACCCCGCUGCAGCAUGCAGUAUUCCGAGGAAAGACGGACAUCGCAGAGUACCUGCUGAGGUUCGGGGCCGAAGUCAACUCCAAUAACCAUGAGAACGGCUACUCUACACUCAUGUUUGCGUCCCUAUCAGGCAAUGUUGACGUCACCCGCCUUGUGCUAGAGCACGGAGCCAAGAAAGAUGUCAUCAACUCUGUGGGACGAAAUGCUUCACAGAUGGCCGCAUUUGUCGGACAACACCAGUGUGUGGCGGUCAUCAACAACUACUAUGACAAAUCUGACCUAGAAUACUACACAGUGCCCAGAGGUCAGGAGAAGGAGCCCAAGUUGCCCCCUGUCCUCGUGCCGUCCCUCCUACAUUUGUUAAACACAGCCAACAUGCACCCUGUCAAGAUUUCACUGCACUUGCAAGCCUAUCCUGAGAUGAUGAACGAGAGCUACAAGGUGUGUAAAGUGCUCGACCUCAUUGUUGAGAAAUCCAUGAAGGCGCGGGAACCUGACGAUGUUAUGGCGAUGAAGGCUCACUACUUUGCCACGAUCAUCAGGAAGGCCAAGGAUUGCAAGGACCUGGAUACUUGGAUUAAAAUAUUAUUGAAAGGUCGUGACAUUGACGGGUACCCAGAGUUUCAAGACCGAUUGAUACGCCAAACGUUAAAGGAAUUUCCAUUUGUUGAGUCAAUAUUACUGCAGAACAUGGUCCGACAGCUCUCACAGACCAAGAUUGGAGAUGACCCAACCUCCCUCAACAUCUUGAACCAGGGAAUCAAUGGCCAGAAGUUUGGCUUUGACAAAGUUGACGACUGUAAUACAUGUGGAAGUUUUGGAGCUGAAAGGAAAUGCUCAGCUUGUAAAAUGGUGCACUACUGCAACCAGACGUGUCAAAAGCUCCACUGGUUUACACACAAGAAGUUUUGUAAACAACUCGCAGAGGAGUUUAAGAUAAUGUGUGCAGCCCAAGAGAAGGCUGCCCAGGAGGCGGUUGCCGAGCAACUGAAGGCAAUCGAGGAACAUACCGCCAACACUGAUAUAAAAGACCAACAGGAGGAGACAGGGAACCAGGAAACUACAAAAGUUGAAAGUAAACCUGAAAUUAGUGAAACUAGUCCUGAAACUUUGGUAAAGUCACAGGAUUCUAAUGGGAGUUCUGAAACUAUAGACAGCAGCGGAGAUGCCAGUUCCUCAGUUAAAGCAAGUGCAUCAUAGGACUAAUGCAUUUCUUGUGAACAUUUAAGUGAAAUUUUAUAGCAAUUAUUUCAAUUUUUAACAAAUAUUUUUCCAUACUUUCAGUUUUGAAAGUUUAAUGUACGGUAUCUCACUCUCAGUAUUGAAGUUAUGGAGUUCUCAUGAAAAUACAAAUGUCAUUUUGUUGCCAUAAUUUCAUUUCUUUUAUUUUUGCAUUUGUAAAAGCAAAAAGAAAGUUCAUAGAUGUUUGAAUAUGUUGUUCUUUCCUAGUUAAUGAAGGUUAUAAAAGUUAUAGUUGCUAUUUGUUUUUUUUGUUUUUAAAGAUAUAUUUGACAGUUGAGGAAAUUUAUCUCAGCAUUAUUAUUGCCUCUAGAAAUGGAAGUCGACUUUAACAGAGAAAUGUUGGAACUCUGGUACCUUCAUUAUUGUUUUUCUAAUACAGAAAAGUUAAUUUAUAAAAGAUGUUUGUAGUUCAUCAAUGUUUUAUGAUGUUGUUAUUCCUAGUUAAUGAAGUUUGUAAAAGUUAUAGUCGCUAGUUUGUUUUUUUAAAGAUGUAUUUAAGAUAUACAUGUGCAUGUUCUUUUAAGAUUUUCAAGAAGCUGUCAAAUUCAACUCCGAGAGGGUUAUAGGUGUCUGACUCUCACCCAAGAGAACCUGGUCAUGAUCAGUUGUGGGUAUUUUGUGCGUGGUUUUUUUUUGGGGGGGGGGGAGUGAUGAGUAAUUCAAGAAACAUGUUUAACCAUUUUAUUUCCAAUUUUUGACAUACAUGUUCAUAUGGUAGGUCCUGGAUUUACAUAAGGUAUAAAUCAACAUUAUGCAGAAUGGUCUAGGACAAAUGCAUUAUGUUUGUUACGUUUUGUUGACUUAUAUUUAAAUUGAGGAAUGCAUAUAUGUGUGUUAUGGUAAACUUGUUUCAGAAUUUAAAGAGAAAGUGUUGUGUUCAUUUUUUAUGGUGCUGUUUGUUUUGUUUCAAUGAAGAUUUCAUAUGUGUGAUUUAUGUUCUUUUAAGAUAAAUUAAUGUUAAAGAGGGCAUGAUUUUUGUUGUUUUAAAGUUUCUUAAUGUCUCAUUUUUCUUUAAACAUUAGUAACGCUUGUAGCCAUAAGAUUAAUUUUCGAAUGUAAAUAUGAAAACUGUUAUCUGAUCUUUAAUCAGCAUUCUUAUAUCACUUGUUUCCAGACAUUUACACACAGAUUGGCUCAUUCAUAGACAAAAAUAAAACAGCUGUCAAAACAGUCAAUCUCUGAGAGUGCAGCUUUAAGAGUGGAGUGUUUGCAUUCUUUUGGUAUAUUGAUUGUCUAUAAAGUACAUAUAUGUGGAAUGUUACUGUUAAAUCAUGUUGUAGCUCAUAGUUUUGUGACAUAUAUAUAUAUAAAUAAAUUGUGUGUACAUGUUACACAUUACAUUGA